Molecule: messenger RNA, 4728 nt
Organism: Lepisosteus oculatus (spotted gar)
Lineage: Eukaryota; Metazoa; Chordata; Actinopteri; Semionotiformes; Lepisosteidae
Gene: mtmr6
Product: myotubularin related protein 6
Biological process (GO): phosphatidylinositol dephosphorylation
Cellular component (GO): nuclear envelope; cytoplasm; membrane
Molecular function (GO): phosphatidylinositol-3,5-bisphosphate phosphatase activity; phosphatidylinositol-3-phosphate phosphatase activity
Source: RefSeq, a predicted model, not a curated record
AAAUGGCCUCUCGGCCACUGAAACGCGCUCCAAAUACAAACUACAACUCCCGGCAUGCCCGAAAAACCCCAGCGCAUGGGUGUGACGUCACUCUUUCUUCGGUCACACAUCAAAGCAGGAAGCACGGCUUUUUUAUUUGGAGCAGAGGGGGGUUGUGUAGAUUAUCGGGUUGCAUAUGUACUUGUUUCAACGCACAGGAAUUGAGUGCCGGGUGACUGUGUAGCAGCGGAGACCGAAACUCUUCUGCUGUGAAUCUUGAUCGCUGUCGCUCGUUUGAAUUAAACUAUGGAGCACAUCAGAACGCCAAAGGUCGAGCAUGUGAAGCUUUUGGACCGAUUCAGCAACAAGUCCACCACAGGAACUCUCUACCUCACUGCCACUCACCUGCUCUUCAUGGAGGCCAGCUCCUCCAGCGCACAGGAAAUAUGGGUCCUUCAUCACCACAUCGCCACGGUGGAGAAGCUGUCCCUGACCACCAGCGGCUGCCCCCUGGAGAUCCACUGCAGGAACUUCCGGGUGCUGCGCUUCGUGGUGCCCCGGGAACGAGACUGCCACGACGUCUACAGCUCGCUGGUCCGCCUGCUCCGGCCAGCCUCCUACGAGGAGCUCUACGCCUUCUCCUACAACCCCCAGCAGAACGACGAGCAGCGCGAGGAGGGCUGGCAGCUGAUCGACCUGGCGGCCGAGUUUGAGCGGAUGGGCGUGCCCUGCGACCAGUGGCAGCUGACCGACGCCAACAGGGACUACAAGGUGUGUGAGACCUACCCCCGCGACCUGUAUGUUCCUGUCACGGCCAGCAAGCCCAUCAUCGUGGGGAGCUCCAAGUUCAGGAGCAAAGGACGCUUUCCUGUGCUGUCCUACUUCUACCAGGAGAAGAAGGCCGCCGUGUGCCGGUGCAGCCAGCCUCUCUCCGGCUUCAGCGCCCGGUGUCUGGAGGACGAGCACAUGCUGCAGGCCAUCAGCAAAGCCAAUCACAACAGCCGCUUCAUGUACGUCAUGGACACCCGACCCAAGCUGAACGCGCUGGCCAACAGAGCAGCUGGGAAGGGCUACGAGAAUGAGGACAACUACUCCAACAUCCGCUUCCAGUUUGUGGGGAUUGAGAACAUCCACGUCAUGAGGGCCAGCCUGCAGAAACUCCUGGAAGUGGUAGGAAGCAGGACCUUGACUGUGACUGACUACCUGCUGGGGCUGGAGAGUUCUGGGUGGCUCCGACACAUCAAGGCCAUCCUGGACGCCGCCAUCUUCCUAACUAAAGCAGUGACCGUGGAAGGGGCCAGCGUUUUAGUGCACUGCUCGGACGGCUGGGACAGAACCGCACAGGUGUGCUCGCUGGGGUCCCUGCUGAUGGAUCCUUACUAUCGAACCAUCAAGGGCUUCAUGGUUUUGAUUGAAAAAGACUGGAUAUCAUUUGGACACAAGUUCUCAGACAGGUGUGACCAGCUGGAUGGGGACCCCAAGGAGGUGUCCCCCGUGUUCACCCAGUUCCUGGAGUGUGUCUGGCAGCUGACGGAGCAGUUCCCCCAGGCCUUCCAGUACAACGAGUGGUUCCUCAUCCAGGUCCACGAGCACGUCCACUCGUGCCAGUUCGGCAACUUCCUGGGCAACUCCCAGAAGGAGCGGGAAGACCUGAGGCUGAAAGAGAAGACCUACUCCCUGUGGCCUUUCCUCCUCGCUGAGCAGCAGAACUACCUGAACCCCUUCUACUGCCCGGGCUACGCAGAGACGCACCCCGUCCUGGAACCCAGCACUCUGCCCUUCCAUUUCAAGUUCUGGAGGAACAUGUAUCACCAGUACGACCGGGCCAUGCACCCCCGCCAGUCUGUCCUCAAGCAAGUCCUGGCCCUGCGCGAGGAGAGUCGGGCGCUGGAGAGCUCGGUCGGGAGCCUGGAAUCGAAACUGAAGAGGCUGGGCGUCAGCGGCCUGGACCUGGGUCUCCACAGCCGCCCCAGGGAGAGCGCCCCGCCGCCGCGGCCUCAGUCGCUCAUCCUGGGGGCCCCGCUCAGCUGCAAGGAGGAGCAGCAGCUGCGGGAGGAGGGGGGCCUGCGGGGCCGUGACAGCGUGCGGACAGUAGAGGGCAGCAGCGCCACGGACCGCGGGUACGGCGAGCUCCGGGAUGCGUUCGCCAAGCCGGAGCCCACGCUGGUCAGCCUGGAGCUGGGGGUGGCGAAAAUGACCUGCUAGCUGGGACCAGCGGCGGGGGGCGUGGGGGGAGACGAAAAGAGAACAGAAAGAAGCGGGGGUCACGUCCGCCACCGUCCGCUGAGGAGCUGCGCGCUGACUGCGGACGCCCCCGUCCCAGCUGGGGGUGUGCAGGGAGGCAGUGGAUCAGGCGAGAGAGGGGCGGAGAGGCUUAGAGGUACCUGUGCCGGCUACAGAGCGAGGCGGGGGUGUUCACUCCGCAACGAGCGUUAAUCGCACUUAAGAGCUGUUGUUUUUUUAAUGUCUGUUUUUUUUUAAAUCGGACUCGGUAGCAGUUUUCCACUAAAACACCCCAAAAAAGCCAGAAACUGUCCUCCUGCUUGCACUGCGCGGGGUCAGGCAGGCUUUGUAUCGGAAGGGGCUCUGUGCUGGUGUAUUGGGUGGGACAGGGUGAAUGUAGGGUUUUGUUUAAAUUACGGAUAUUAUUUGUGCAUCUCUUUAUGGCGGGACUAGAGGUACUAUGGCUCUAUCUGAAGACAUGGGUCUGAGCCGUCUGGAGUGACCUGCGUAAUCUUCGCACGUACAUGUUUUUGUCUACACACCUGUUAAUAUGCCUUUUUCUCUCUCUGGGCUCCUUAUUCUUUAAUCCCUCUGGUUCUUUAUUUGCAGUCCGUUCAAAAAAAAAACAUACUAAAAUGUUUGGCUCCCACAUUGCUGGUGAUAAAGUUAAGGGUACGUGAAUGUAUAGCGUCAGCUGCACAGGUCCUGCUGUCGGAUCUGGAUCAGGACGCGAAGCCUGGAGGGGACCGGUCCUCGUGUUCCUGCAGCGAGAAGCGAGGACCGGUCCCGGGACGGCGGUUGCUAAGCGGCGCUGGGGGAUCCUGAUGAGAAGGGUGCCAGCACCCCGGGGAUGGGGGAGAAAACGAGGACUUACCCCUUUCAGAAGACAAGGUCAGCCUGAAAACCCCCAGAAGCGAACACAGUCGAAGCUCCCGGUUGGCAGCCUGGUUUAGACCACAGCCUCGACUUUGCGGGCUCUGCUUGGCAAGACGGGGCUGUAGCACCGCUACAGUAUUUUGUUUUCGAGUGCCUUCGGUUCUGCGCAGAUACUCUCCAUCGCGGGACAGUGACAGCGUCUGUCCUCAGAUCUGCCUCUGCCUCUCCCUCUCGCCUGCUGUCCCCUGGGCAAGAAGACACCUGCAGCACGUUCUGCUCAAGCGGUGAUAUUACUUCUGAGAGCUCGAUGCCUUUUUUUUUUUUCCUGGGACAGUUUCUUUUAUCUGGGCUGUAUUUCGGCGAAUACUCUUAUCACGCACCCUGAAGCGCCGAAUUCACUGGCUGUUCUUUUGCCGCAGUGCCCACACGAAGGUCAAUAUUGAAUUGAGCGGGGAAAAAAACGAGUUUGCUGACAUUAAGGGGCUUAUGGUCCCUGGGGGCAAAGUCACCCUCUUUUCACUGCAGCCUGUUGUGCCCAAGGGAGAAAUGAUCUUAAUCUUUUUGUACAGAUGAAAUCAAACAGUCCUUGCACAGUAAUCGUCGAGGAGGCUAAUGCAAAGGUCCUUACUAAUUUUUUUAUCAGGUUAGCAGGGUUAUUAUGUUGAAAAGUGGUUUGGCCAGCAUUGUGAAUAAUGCUUUUUCAAUAUGACCUUUCUCAUUUUCUGUGUAACCUAAAAGGGCAUUAAUUUUUAAAAAUAUUCCUUUUUUUAACUAGCAUCGUUGUGCAGUUGAUACAACUGCCUCGAAAGAGACUCAAUGGGCAUUUGUUGGUUAAGACCUGCAAGUAACCAACUGUUUUUAUUGAAGACAUUAGUAAAAAUGAAGCCAGACUGAAAAAAGCCCAAACCUAGCUGUUUAAAUGCAGUGUACACUGUAGAAAUGUUUAGUAACUGGUACUAGAAGGCCAUUUAUCUUUUUCAAGCAGGAACCAUACAUGUAUUGAUUAUCAGUUUUUUGGGGGGGCUGAAUUCAUGUUUAUUAUUUGUACAUUAAAUCCGAUACGCUGACAGGUCUCUAAACAAUAGAGCUGGCGUAUAUGUUGCCUUAUAAUUCAUUACUGACCUAAAAUAUGUUUGGAUCAGUAUAUAACUCCUAGAGAAAAAACUGUUAAUACAAGUUUAUGUAUAUAUAUGUUGCCAUCUUCAGAAUAAAAUUAAUGGAAAAUAUGUCAUAACUAUAUGGAUCAUAUUGCAAAGCUGCUUGCUGGUAUACAUUUUAUUUCUAAAGCCUUUACACUCUGCCUGGUGCCUGCCUUUAUCGUGCUAAUACCAAGGAGAAGCUGGCGGGCCUGGUACAUUUUUAUGGUACCUCUUGCAACCAUGUAAUACUCUGUUCACUUGAAGUGCACUAAUUAUUGAUAUGCAUUUUAAAGGGCAUGCAGUCAGCCUUGGAGAUGCAAGGUGAUGUAAGACGACGAUGAAAUUUGUACUUCGAACCGGAAUGCUUAGCAGAUUUAUUUAAGUGAGAUCGUUUGUUAGCCUUCCUUCAGAUAAAAUGCACUUGAUGGGGCGCAGUGUGAGCACAGCAGAUUGCUCUGGGUUCUUUUUGUCAACUCGCAUUUGCAGAAGGAAUUAAAGUUCUGACAAGUUA